Molecule: messenger RNA, 346 nt
Organism: Bombyx mandarina (wild silkworm)
Lineage: Eukaryota; Metazoa; Arthropoda; Insecta; Lepidoptera; Bombycidae
Source: RefSeq, a predicted model, not a curated record
AAGAAUGUCAAAGGUAAAAAAGUACGUGCCGUCAACGCCUGAAUUCGAAAAGACCAUUGGAAGAUACAAAGAGUUCGUUACCAACCUGGACGAUCCUGAUUCAGAGCCCAUACGUGUAUUCGAUCCUCUAUCGCAGAGUAUGCUGGAAGAGCUCGCCCUCAUCAGAGAUGUCAGUAAAUACUUGCAGAAGAAGAAGAUUGAAGACGUGAACAAAGCUGCCCAAGCUGCUCAGCUAGAAGCAGAGGGAGCGAAGAAGAACGAAGAAGAAGCAGUGGAGCCCCCUGAAAAAAAUGAAGAUAAGAAAGACGAAUAGUUUUUUUUUGUUAUAUACUUAAUUAAAUAAAAA